Molecule: messenger RNA, 1345 nt
Organism: Otolemur garnettii (small-eared galago)
Lineage: Eukaryota; Metazoa; Chordata; Mammalia; Primates; Galagidae
Gene: TSPAN5
Product: tetraspanin 5
Exons: 8
Coding region: 322-1128 (268 amino acids)
Biological process (GO): protein localization to plasma membrane; protein maturation; regulation of vascular endothelial growth factor signaling pathway
Cellular component (GO): membrane
Source: RefSeq, a predicted model, not a curated record
CCGAAGCCCGGGGACUGACCGACGGGCCGAUCGCCUGGCGCACGGACGCGGGCGCUCGCUUUGUGCUCGGGGCCGACUUCGGCGAGGCUUGUAGUGCGCGGCUUCCCCGCCCGCUCGCGGUCACCCCGGCUCCGGCGGCCUCGGCGCGCGAGGGGCUGAGGUGCGGGAGCCGCUCUCCACCGGUCGGUCCCCACGCAGCUGAGCCCGGGCCGCCGGCGCCGCGGCCCCGAGCCCCCGCUCUCCUCCGGGCUGCUCCGAGCAACGGUGCUUCGGGGCUUCAAACUCGGGCUGCCGGGGCAAGUGCCUUCAUGAACCCAGAGGAUGUCCGGGAAGCACUACAAGGGUCCUGAAGUCAGUUGUUGCAUCAAAUACUUCAUAUUUGGCUUCAAUGUCAUAUUUUGGUUUUUGGGAAUAACAUUUCUUGGAAUUGGACUGUGGGCAUGGAAUGAAAAAGGAGUCCUGUCCAACAUCUCCUCCAUCACCGAUCUCGGUGGCUUUGACCCGGUCUGGCUCUUCCUUGUGGUGGGAGGAGUGAUGUUCAUUUUGGGAUUCGCGGGGUGCAUCGGAGCGCUGCGGGAAAACACUUUCCUUCUCAAGUUUUUUUCUGUGUUUCUGGGAAUUAUUUUCUUCCUGGAGCUCACUGCUGGAGUUCUGGCAUUUGUUUUCAAAGACUGGAUCAAAGACCAGCUGUAUUUCUUCAUAAACAACAACAUCAGAGCAUACAGGGACGACAUUGAUUUGCAAAACCUCAUAGACUUCACCCAGGAAUAUUGGCAGUGCUGUGGGGCUUUUGGAGCUGAUGAUUGGAACCUAAAUAUUUACUUCAAUUGCACAGAUUCCAAUGCAAGUCGAGAGCGGUGCGGCGUGCCCUUCUCCUGCUGUACUAAAGACCCCGCAGAAGAUGUCAUCAACACACAGUGUGGCUAUGAUGCCAGGCAAAAACCAGAAGUUGACCAGCAGAUUGUAAUCUACACAAAAGGCUGCGUGCCCCAGUUUGAGAAGUGGUUGCAGGACAAUUUAACCAUCGUGGCUGGUAUUUUCAUAGGCAUUGCAUUGCUGCAGAUUUUUGGGAUAUGCUUAGCUCAGAAUCUGGUCAGUGACAUUGAAGCCGUGAGGGCCAGCUGGUAGAGCCUCUGCAACAGCUGCUGCAAGACACUGGACAGACCCAGCCUUCCCGACCCUCCCACAUGCCCAGCUGAUAUCCAAGCUGCACAGACCUGACCACAGAGGCAUCCUGCGAUCUCACCCAAUGGAGCUGCCAAGAACAUGGUUUUUUGGGGGGGAGGGGUUAAAACUGGGAAAUGCUGCUCAUUGACAGAAUUUUUAAAAAAAAAAGUAGCCAGUA